CUACCCUUCACGGAAACCGCGUUUUGCAGGCAGGUGGGCCCCUCCACUGGUUCUUUCAAUCUGAAUCUCAAUCUCGUAAGCUCCCCUAAUCUAAUCUUCACCGUAAAGCUAAAGCUCCAUUCAAUUCUGCGCGUCCCGUGAUGUUAUAAGAAUAGCUUAGCAUAAACCACAUCAGGAAAGCGUUUGUUUCAGAUCUCUGGAAGAGGAGGAAGCUUCCAUGGCGGAGAACGGUGAAGAGAAGCUCAUAGCGAUGGCUCGCCACAUCGCCAAGACUCUCGGCCACACCGACACUAUGACUGACGAUAUUCUCCAGAUUUUCUCCAAAUUCGACGGCAGAUUGCGUGAGAAGCUGUCCGAGAAGUUGACGGACGAUGACCCCAGGGCCUUUGAGCAGACUCUCAAGUCCCUCGACCGUCAGAUCUCCCGCUACUUGUCCGCUGAUCACCCGAUCUGGUCUGAUUCCAGUGACGCCUCCACGUUUCUUGACGCCGUCGACGAGUUGGUCUCCGCGAUUCGGGAUUGGACCCCUAUGGCCGGCGACAAGCCCGUUGCCGCUUGUCUUGACCGCGCCGACGAUUUGCUCCAGCAGUCGAUGUUCCGUCUGGAGGACGAGUUCAGGACGUUGAUGGAGCGAGGUGGACAGUCCUUCGAUGCCAAUCGGUUGCGGAACGGCGAGUCUGCCGCGAAUUACGCACUUGACUCAGAGGAGGACGAAGAUGAAGAUGAAGUCGGUGAAGUGAUUGGGGGCGGUGCCGACCACCAGAUCCCUGUGGCACAUCCGGUCACCGACUAUGACUUUGUUAUCGAUGCUCUUCCGUCGGGGACGGUCAAUGAUCUUCACGAGAUCGCGAAUCGGAUGGUGGCCGCAGGCUACGCCAAGGAGUGCUCGCACGUGUACAGUAGUUGCCGGAGGGAGUUUCUGGAGGAGAGCUUGUCCAGGUUAGGGUUGCAGAAGCUGAGCAGCGAGGAGGUUCAGAAGAUGCCCUGGUCCGACCUUGAAGACGAGAUCGAUCGGUGGAACAAGGCCACUAACGUCGCGCUCCGAAUCCUCUUCCCCAGCGAACGCCGCCUCUGCGAUCGCGUCUUCUUCGGCUUCUCCUCCGCCGCUGACCUGUCCUUCAUGGAGGUCUGCCGGGGGUCGACCAUCCAACUUCUCUAUUUCGCUGAUGCGGUCGCGAUAGGAAGCAGAGCGCCGGAGCGACUGUUCAAAGUCCUCGACGUGUUCGAGACGAUUCGCGAUCUGAUGCCUGAGUUUGAAGCUGUGUUCUCUGACCAGUACUGUCUGUUCCUCAGAAACGAGGCGUUUACAAUAUGGAAGAGAUUAGGGGAAGCUAUCAGAGGUAUAUUCAUGGAAUUGGAGAAUUUAAUCCGACGAGACCCAGCCAAAGUGGCGGUUCCCGGUGGUGGACUCCACCCAAUCACUCGCUACGUGAUGAACUACCUCCGAGCAGCCUGCCGUUCACGCCAAACCCUUGAACAAGUCUUUGAAGAUUGCAUGGCACCACCUGGUGCCGUUGAUUAUCGGAAACUGGAUGACCGAUCAUUGUCAUCGUCUUCAUUAUCUGUUCAAAUGGCUUGGAUUAUGGAGCUCUUAGAAAGUAAUUUGGAGUCCAAGUCAAAGAUUUACAGGGACCCUGCUUUAUGCUCUGUUUUCAUGAUGAAUAAUGGGAGGUACAUUGUUCAAAAGGUUAAAGACAGUGAAUUGGGUUCUCUGUUAGGAGAUGAUUGGACCCGAAAACACGCGGCAAAGGUCCGGCAAUAUCAUGUGAAUUACCAGAGAAGUUCUUGGAGUAAGCUUUUGGGGUUUUUGAAACUGGAUAAUAUCACUAUGGCUUCUAGUGGUGCAUCUAAAGCUAUGAAAGACAAAAUCAAGUUUUUUAACACAUGCUUUGAUGAAAUAUGUAAAACUCAGUCAACCUGGGUCAUUUUUGAUGAGCAGCUAAGAGAGGAGUUAAGGAUUUCGAUUUUUAGGAACUUGUCCGCGGCUUACGGGAACUUCCUGGGUAGGUUUCAAAAUGGUCCAGACAUUGGGAAGCAUGACAAGUACAUUCAGUAUGGUGUGGAUGAUCUCGAGGCCCGGGUUAAUGAGUUAUUUGAAGGAGGUGUUGGAUCAGCCGGAAGCCGGAAGUGAAGGUGAAAGUAAGCUAAUCGGUUAUGUUGUUGAAUCGUGCAUGCUGCUUGUAAUCUAAGCGCUGUUUCAUGUAAAUGCAAUCUUUUUGGUCCUCUCCCCUUGUAGUAGUCAGUGUUAAAAUCAUCUCUGAAAACACUUUUUUUUUUUUGUUGAACUUAUCAGUCCGAAUCCUAUUUAAGGGUAGGUACGGCAGUGUAAUGCUGAAGGGUACUUAAUCAUGAAUUCAUGAUUUGUGGUUUUAAUUUUUC
Messenger RNA from Diospyros lotus (date-plum), 2379 nucleotides. Its product is annotated as exocyst complex component EXO70B1. Gene Ontology annotation, cellular component: exocyst. Lineage: Eukaryota; Viridiplantae; Streptophyta; Magnoliopsida; Ericales; Ebenaceae. The transcript has a single exon. Gene Ontology annotation, molecular function: phosphatidylinositol-4,5-bisphosphate binding. Bases 218 to 2131 code for a protein of 637 amino acids. The record is from RefSeq and is a predicted model, not a curated record. Gene Ontology annotation, biological process: exocytosis.